GGAAAUACAAGAAAUGUGGUAAAAAAAGAAGAAAAAGUUUGUUUUUAAAUCCGCGUUUCAAAACUAAAAUUUCACCUGGAGACGGAGACAGCUGUCUUGCAAGUUCGGCGACUUCGGGCAGGGUGCUGUCCUGUGGGAUGGAUGACGCCCAAGAGCAGGACCAUUACGAGGAGCGCUUGAAAGAAGUUUUUAACAGUUUCGACACCAGCAGCUCUGGUUCUCUCAAUCCAGAAGAACUCACUGAGCUCUGCCAGUCUCUGCACCUGGAUGAUGCCACGCCGGCCCUGCUCCACGCUCUGCUCCAGAAGCAGGACCAGCUCACCGCCAGGGUUGAUUUUGAGCAGUUCAAGGAUGCACUGAUUCUGGUUUUGUCAUCAAGCAUCGAGCCACCUCAAGCCGAACAGGAGACCUUGCCUAAACCAGAUUCUCCUGAAAUCCAACCAAAGUUUGUGAAGGGCAGUAAACGGUAUGGCCGCCGCUCAACACCGGAGUUCAUAGAGCCUAUUUCUGACUUUUCCGAAGUUACGAACGCAAACCUCGCGGAGGGGGAGGAUCUGGAGGAUAACUAUGACUCGGCUGUUCCUAGGAAGCGUGAGCGCUGGAACGUUCAUGAAACAAGCUCAGAGGAGUACGAGGCGGAAGGCCAGAUGCAUCUCUGGAACCCCGAUGAGCCGAGCACCCCCCGGGGAUCCAUCGCUCCACUGUCAAGCCGCUUAGAGGAGAGGCUGCAGGAAGCCUGUGAGGAUUUGGCGAUAUCGUGGGACGGAUUUGCCGGUCACUCCGAACUGCUCACUCUAUGUGAAUACCUGGGAUUGGAGAUAAAUGGGGAGAUGCUCCAGAGUCUAACCGGUGACGGAGUGACGAAUGUUCAAGAGUUUGUUUCCAGGAUUGUAAACCACAACAAACCCCCCACACCAUCCGCCUCCACACCUUACAGACAGCUCAAACGACACCACUCCACUCAGCCAUUCGAUGAAGGAGGCCGUAGAAUAGCUACCCCGUCUGCCCUGACCGGCACCAUCGGAAUGCGUCUGUUCUCCACCCUUGAUGACGGUACCGGUUACACCCCUGUCGAAUACAUCUUGGAUGCCUGGAUGGAAGAGGGAAUUGAAAACAGCACUGAGAUCUUAGAGGCUUUGAAUUUCAGCCUCGAUGGAAAACUGAGUCUUGGUGAUCUCACCAUGGCACUUGAAAACGAGCUACUUGUUACUAAGAAUGGGAUUCACCAAGCGGCACUGGCGAGCUUCAAAGCUGAGAUCAGAUAUCUCCUAGAGCGCGUCGACCGAGAACUCAGGGAGAAAGAGAAAAUUCGAUCUGACCUGGAAAAAGCGGAGAAACUGAAAACACAGCUUGCCACCGAGGUGGAUGAGCAUCACUCUGCAAUCGAGAACACAAAUAACCUUAAUCUCAGGAAGCUCGAACAAGACCACAGAGAGAAACUAUCAGUAGUGCGAUCAGAGCUGAUGAAAGAAAUGGACCAAAUCCAGCAGCAGGCAGGCCUGCAGCGGGAGGAGCUGGAGGCAGAGAUCGAGAAGAUCAGGGAGGAUGAGUCUUUUCUCCGAGACCAUCUCUCCAUCUCUGUGAAGGAAAACCGACGUCUUGAGAUGGAGUUGCUGGACAACACCGAAAAACUAGUCGGCGCACAAAGCCAAAUUACAAAACUCCAGACGAACAUUGACAGCAUUAUGAAAGAAAAGUUUGGUGAUUUGGACCCCAGCAGUGCAGACUUCCUUCUCCAGGAGGAACGUAUUAAACAACUACGGAGCGGCUAUGAAGCACAGUACAGGGAACUGCAGGAUCGUAUUGAUGAGCUGCAGUCAGAGUUGCAGGAGUUUCACAGUCUUGGUCGAACUCAGUCCUGCCACAAAACUUUGUCUGAAGAGCUGGAGAGUAAAAGCCCCGGCAUGGAGUCUGACCCUGGCCUCGGUUCAGAGGAGGUUCAGCCUUUUAGCAUGAGUCUCGAUGCAGAGAUGAUGCUGGAGCAACUAAAAGAGCAACAUCUUCAUGAAAUGGAGGAAUUGCGAAACCAGCUUGAAAGAAAGAUCAGUGAAUUCGAUGAGAUGGUCGAUAAGCAGAGGGUGACCCACGAGGAACAGAAGGCUAACUUUGCCCUCCAGUACCAGCUGGAGGUCGAGGCUUUGAGGGAGGAGAUGGCCGGCAUUCAGAGCCACGAACAGGAGCUCCAGAGCCAGCUAGAGCAGGCGGAGCUGGAGCGGACCUGUCUGGAGCAGAAGCAGGCCGAGGAGAGGGAAGAGCUCGAGAAGUUGAAGGAGGAGGAAGUGGGAGCCCUCAAACAACAGCUGGAAGAGGCCCAAAGCCAUGCUGUAGAGCUGGAGGAGCAGCUGAAGGCCCUCGAAGACCAGCAGGCUUCAACGAAUGACAACCAGGUCACUAAGAUGGAGGAGCUGAGAAACCAACAUGCCGUUCAGAUUAAGACACUGGAGGAGAAUGUGGAGCUGUUUGAAGCCAGACUGGAAGAGGAGAGACAGAAACUGCAGGAAGAAAAGGAUGAGUUAGAAAAGAGAUUGUUAGAUGAUUUUGAAAGCGAGAAGGGACUGUUAAAACAAAGCCAUGAGGAUGAACUGAAUGUCAGACUAGAGGAGGAAAAGCACAGGUUUGAGGAAGAGCGUGAUGAGAUUGUGCAAAGAAUGACAGAGGAGUGGCAGAAAGAGAAGAGUCAGCUGGAUGAGCAGAAUAACGAGACUCUGCAGGUGUUGCUGGAGGAGGAGAUGUUGAGACUUGUCAAGGAGCAGGAAGAGAAGGAGAGCGAGCUCAGAGAGCAGUGGGAGAGUGAACGAGCUCAGCUUCAGUACAGUCAGGAGGAGGCUCUGCUCGACAGAGUCCUCCAGGAAAGGUUGCAGUUACAAGAGGAGUACGAGCAGAGGGAAAAGAAGCUGAAGGAGGAGUGGGAGAGGCAGAGGUUGCAGCUGGAGGAGGAUUAUGAGGGGAUGCUACAGGAGAGGCUAAAUGAAGAUAGAGAGAAGCUUGAGGCUGAGAAAGAGGAGGUGGAGAGGAGAGUAGCAUGCUUGAUAGAGGAGGAGAAAGCUCGCCUUGAAGAGAGCCAUCAACAGGCCAUGCAGGAGCUGACCACCAAACACACCGAGGAGAGGAACCACCUCAGCAGCAUGUUGGACAAACUACGAGAUGACUUCAGUCAGGAGAGGAAGGAGAUCGAGGUCAGCUUCUCCCAAAGAAUCAAAGAAGUGGAAGAACGUUUCUCAGGUGAUCAAGAAUGUGUUGCACAGCGUUUUCAGGCUGAUGUUUUGAAACUGGAGCAGCACUACCAAAGUGAGCUGAAGGCGAUUUCUGAAAGCCACGUCGAGCAGAAGCUCCACUGGGAGGCGGAGAUGCAGAAGGCCGUUGAAAACGCUGAAGAACAAAGAAAAAUGAUGGAGGAGGGCUUGGAGCAAGAAAAAGAGAGCCUGAAUCAGGAGUGGACCAAAGAACGACUUGAGCUGGAAAGUGUUCACAAGGAGGAACUGGAAGCACUGGUGACGAAGAACCAGCAGCUGCAGAAUGAACUGGAUAACUUAAUAAGCAUGGCCCAGACUAAAGAAAUAGAGCUCAGUAAGCAGCUAAAUGAUCUCCAUAACCGACUUCAGGACAGCCUGCACACCAAAGAGGAGCUUAUGGCUCAGUCUGAUCAGAAAGCAGUGGAGGUCGAACUUCUGCUUAAUCAAACUGUGGAAGAUUUUAAAGCGGAGAGAGCCGAACUUCUGAGCACCCAGUCAGAACUUGAAGGAAAAUACGACGAGAUGCUUACAAUUUCUGAGAAGCAGGCAAGAGAGAAGAUCGAGCUAUUAACUGAGCGCGAUGACUUUAAGAUGAAGAUCGAAGAGCUGGAGAUGCUUCUCAAACAGGCAGCAGUGGACUUUGAUCUGGAGAGGAAGGAGCUGCUGGAACUUAUAUCCAGUCUUGAGGAAAAGUUAAAGGAUAAUCUUGAGAAUGCAGAAAAGACAGAAGCAGUUGAAUCAAAUGAGACGGAGGAGGAGCUAAACACUGGGGAAGAACAGGAAACAUGUUCAGCACCCUCUGAAAUCUGUCUUGAUGAUGUUACUCUUGCCGAUUCCAAUCAGGAAGUAGUUUGUUUGUCACAAGAUGAAUUAAUUCUGGUUGAAGAAGAUGUUAAAGUAGAGAUAAUGGAGACUCCUGAUGCAGUGGAUGAAUGUCCUGAAAAUAUCCAAAAUGCUACUAGUGGUGAUGAUAAAGACAACAUCCCAGAAAUAAAGAUAGAGGACACUGAGUACCAAGAACAGGCUGAUGAAAUUAUCAUGCAAGAUCAGAUGACUGUAAACAAUGAGUCACAACCUGAAAGUGUAAAUAAUGAGGAGGCAACAGCUGGUGAGAAUAGCGUUGCUUUUGAAUCAUGUGAAGAGGAGAACAAACCUCAAGAUGUACCAGCUUUGGACUCUGAAAGCCCUUCCCGUGAAGACGAGCUGUGUCAUGAGACUGUGGUUGAUCUCUCAGCGCUGGGAGAGACAGGUGACCCAUAUGAACUGUCUCCAGAGGAAGCCGAGGAUGUCUCUCAUGAACUGGGACGUGAAAUUGAACUUGAUUAUUUAACCGCCGAACUGAAGGAUGAGCCCGCUGACUGCACACAUGAUUGCCUGGAACUGCUGGAUGAAGUUAUUGAUGAGUGUGAGCAGCAGGAUUUUCCUCUCUUGAAACUACAGGCUUUGUAUAACACCUCUGCAGAGGAGAAUAUCCUCCUAAAUGAGAAGAUCUCUUUGCUUCAGCAGAAAGCUGAAAUUCUAGAAAAUCUUUUGGCUCACAACAAUGAAAAGAUCAAAACUGGUCACCAGGUGUUGGAGGAGAACUACAGCCUCAAAGUCAAAAUGCUUCUAUUAAUGGAGCACAUCAAAGCGCAGGAGCUAAAGGCCUUAAAAAUGACGGAUCUUCAGAUUAGAUAUGAAGAUUGCAUGUGUGAAAACGCCAAACUAAAGGAUCAAAACGGCGAACUCGAAAAGAGGGUUUGGAGCCUCGAAAGCAGGAUGACCAUUAUCCACGAUUACCAAGAUCAGCAGAUUGCACUCGUGGAUGAGAUCAGCAGGAUGCGAGAAGAGAACAGUAAGCUGUCGGAGUUGUUCGGUGACUUGGAGAGGCAGGAAGACUCGCCUUCAGCCGUGCGCACAGACGCCGAAUCCCCAGAGAGCCCCUCAGAGGAGGCUUUCCUGGAUCUGAACAGCCAGGCGGUGUCCGGCCUGCAGGACUGCUGCGUGGAGUUUGAGAUGCAGAACACCAAACUCCGCAAAGCCAUCACAGAGCUGCAGGACAAGUCGCUGACGUUAAAUGAAACGACACAGGUCCAUAGAUCGGAGGCCAGUCGUCUCGCUGAAGAAAACCUCGUCCUCAGGAAAAAGAUUGCUGUGUUGAAGGAAGAGGAAUUGAAAGAGUCCAAGGAAGAGAUGCUGCAGACUUUGGAGCACUUUAAAAAGGAGAAGAUUUCGGCUAAGAAGACAGCAGAAAUUUUCAAGAAACAGGUUGUAGAGCUGCGUUCACAGAGCCAGCAGCUGGAGGAUGAGAAAGAGAUGCUGUCGGACAAAAAUGCAGAAAAUAUUGCCGAUAUGGAGAAGCUAAAACACCAGCUGGCGGAGCUGAUAAAGGAGAAUGAAAGGAAGGAGGUGUUUUCCGCUGACGAGAAAAACAAGUUGGCAGCUUGUGUGUCUGCUCUGGAGGCAGAAUUGACCAAAGCUCUGGAGGACUCUGCACAGCUGGAGGAGAGGAAUACCCAGCUGUCACAAGAGCUCUCUGACCUAAGAGAGAAGGUGCUCAAAGCUGACUCAAUGGAGAAUCAGCUCAGCCAUCUGUUAGAUGAGAGAAACAGUGUCGGGAAAGAGACUCAGGGCCUCCGCAAGCAGCUAGCCAAAGCUCAGGAGAGGGUAAGAGUCGGCCCGGCUCAAAGUUCUCGUUUUAAGUCAGACGUCCGUGUUCUGCAGCAGGAGAGGGAUUCCCUCAAACAUGAUGUUACACUGCUGCACAAACAGCUGCAGAAUGCUAAUGAUAAAAACCAGGUUUUGGAGAUGGCGUUGCACUCGAGCGGUCUCCAGAGUCAGACCAAGAGGCUGUUCAGUGAUGAGAUGUCUCAGCUGAAGGAACACGAGCAGCAAAUGCUGAGGCAGGAAAACGACAGGCUUCAGGCAGAAGUGCAGCACAUCAAAGGAGACCUCGUGCAGUCCAGAGAAAAGAUGCGACAGCUGGAUGCCACCAUCCUGUCCCUGAAGCAGCACAAACACACUCAGUCCUCGCUGGUGAAGGUCUUGGAACAGGAAAACGCCUCUCUGAAGCAGGAACUGGAAGCACAGAAGGAACGGACCAAGGGUUGUGAAGCUGGUGAAGGACACACAGACCUGGAGAGCCUGCAGCAGGAAAAUGAGGUGCUCAAAGCCCAACUGGCUCGACUGUCUACUCAGCUUCUAGAGACAUUUCAGGCUCAGUUGGUUGGUCUUCUGCCUCCGUCGCCUCACAGGAUCCCCAGAGGACAACAUCGUGGUGAAGACGCAGACAACGUGCAGGAUGACAGGGAGAGGAAGAUGAAGAAUAUGGAGGAGCGAAUGAGGGAAAUUGAACUGUCGCUGCAUAACGUCAAGCUGCUGCUCAAAGAGAAGGUUGCUCAGCUGAACGAUCAGCGUCACAAGAACGGCAAAGCAGACGUGCUGAUCAAAGACCUGUACCUGGAUAACGCUCAGCUGCUGGAGGCUCUGAAGAUAUCCGAGCAGCGGAAGAAAAUAGCAGAGAAGAAGAACUACCUACUGGAGGAGAAGAUCUCCAGCCUGAACAAGAUAGUGCGCGACCUAAACCCGGCGCCCCUUCCAUCGCUAUCUUACAACUUUAAAUGCUCGUAAUGCAUCGCCCAAAAAUUCAGGGCCAAAGUCCACCAUCGACUUUAUUCUUGCAACUAAUCCAGCCAAAUGCACACAAAAAACAUGGUUUUCGGCUGGCAUGUUAGGCUUAAAUUUAUUGAGCUGCACACGCAUUAUUUUUUAUUCAUUCAUUUUUAUUCUAAGCAAUAAUUAGCUCAUGUUGUGUUGGACCUACAAGGACCCAAAUGUGAAGUUAUUGUAAAGACAAUGUGCUAUUUUACUGUAAGUUAAAAACAUUUUAAGUAUUUUUAAAAGCAGUUACUUGUAAGUGAGUAAAUAUUUUACCAUGACACUAUAUUUCUCUUUCCAGAGAAGAAAGCACUACUACUGCUUGUAAAACUGACACUGAAGUGCACUUUUUAUAUAAGUGUUCUUUUGUCUACGUUGUCAAAGAGAUUAGUUGUGUUAAUCUGUCAGUCACUUCCUUUCUCGAGCCCUUAUGUAAACCCGUCUGUCAGUGGUUAUUCAUGUAAACAGAAAAGGCAAAUAAUCUGGUGACCUUUUCUGAGGUAUUUGCUUUAAUGUGACAAACUGUACCUUAAGUUACACUUUAUAUGUCUCUGAAGAGGCAAUACUUUCUAUUUAAAUACAUUCGAGUAAAAUCUAUGAUCUGUUGCAAUAUUUAAAGUGUCAAUAUGUAAAGCUGCAUUUGCCAUCAUGAAUGUCUUUGAUUCAAAUGAAAGAUUUUGUAUUUGUAUUUUGCUGCAAAGAAAGCACUAAAGUUGA
Molecule: messenger RNA, 7586 nt
Organism: Scomber scombrus (Atlantic mackerel)
Lineage: Eukaryota; Metazoa; Chordata; Actinopteri; Scombriformes; Scombridae
Gene: nin
Product: ninein (GSK3B interacting protein)
Exons: 30
Coding region: 138-6842 (2234 amino acids)
Biological process (GO): microtubule anchoring at centrosome; centrosome-templated microtubule nucleation; centrosome localization
Cellular component (GO): mitotic spindle pole; ciliary transition fiber; centrosome
Molecular function (GO): calcium ion binding
Source: RefSeq, a predicted model, not a curated record